Molecule: messenger RNA, 566 nt
Organism: Aethina tumida (small hive beetle)
Lineage: Eukaryota; Metazoa; Arthropoda; Insecta; Coleoptera; Nitidulidae
Gene: AstC
Exons: 3
Coding region: 95-424 (109 amino acids)
Source: RefSeq, a predicted model, not a curated record
GAAGUGGGUCCGCGCGAGUCCAUCUCACUGUUAAGCGUGCUCCAGAGGUACCCGAUCCUUCCCGCUCUAGUCAAGAUAACAAGGCAAUAGAACAAUGUCGUCUGAAAUUCCAGUAUUCUUAACCAAAGCUCUUCUCAUCCUGAUCGUCGUUUCAGUUGCUGUUGCAAAUGCCAGACCUUCUCACUUCGGUGAAAAUAACCAGGCGGUGUCUGAACAAGAGAGCAACAACAACAUACUGGAUGGCGGCUUGAAACCGUGGCAAUACGAGCAGCUCCUCGCCCAAGCCCAACGUCUGGCCGAGUUGAACGGCAACGACCAGGAUGCGUUCGGGUUUGAGCGUGCAUUGCGCAGCAGGAGCGAUGUCAAGCGUCAGAGUCGCUACCGUCUCUGCUACUUCAACCCCGUCAGCUGCUUCAAAAAGUAGAUUCGAUGUUAGUUGUCGGUUAUGUUUCGUUUUCGAUGAUGUAAUAUAUACAUAUAUUUAUUGUUGGAUGUGUGAAAAUAUUUUUGAUUCUGUAGCUUAAAAGUAGCAGGAUUAAUAAAGUACUACUAAACUUUUAUAUAAC